UCCAUCAUCACCUCCACUGCGCAUGGGCAAUUGAUAACAGAAAAAAUGGAACCCAGUUGAGAUUCAUCAUGGUACCAGUUUAGGAAGUAUAUAAUGGCGAAUACUUUCACCGGAGGAUCAACAGUGUCAGUCUCUAGACCUCUUGAUCGAAUAUUUGAUGACGCUCAACACACCGGGGAGGUUAUUCUCUGUGGCCGUAAAUUAAAGGAGUAUCCAAAAAUAGCAGGAAAAUAUGAUCUUGUGGACACCGUUUCCAUAGAUCUUUCUAAAAACAGAUUCACUGAAAUUCCACCAGAAAUAUUUGAGUAUCGCUCAGCAGAAUGUUUGAACUGUUACUACAAUGCCAUUAAGUUUGUCCCUGAAGCACUGCUCCAGCUGCAGAAUCUCACCCAUCUGUGUCUCAGUCGAAAUCAGCUGACAGUCAUACCACCGUUUAUAAAAUGUCUUCAAGCCUUAGAAGUAUUUCUGGCCAGUCACAACAAACUGGUUUCCUUGCCAGAGGAAAUCGGGGAGCUAAAACGGCUGAUGGAGAUCGAUGUAAGCUGUAAUGAAAUAUCCUACUUGCCAUCACAAAUAGGCGAUCUGAAAUCUAUGCAGUGUCUUAAUGUGAGACGAAAUUUGCUAAUAGAAUUACCUGUUGAGUUGAGUAAAUUACAUUUACGAAGGUUAGAUUUCUCGGGCAACAAAAUCUCCGUUAUACCCACAGCAUUUCGUAAAAUAGAAACAUUAGAGGAUAUCGUUUUGGACCACAAUCCACUUACUAUGCCCCCCGCUCACGUCUGUAUCAAAGGGAAACGUCACAUCAUGAAAUUUCUUCAAAUGGAGGCCAUCAGAGAGGAACAAAAGAGAGACAGCGAAGCAGAAAUGAAGAAGCUUGUCCGCAAAUCCAUGCCGAUUCAAAAUGCAAUAACGUCGGAAGAGUUUAUGACGGACCCAUCACAGGAUAAGUGGAAGAGGCACACUGUGUUAAGUAACGACUCGGGCUACAGUACCACCGACAGCCUGGAGAAGAUUGGCUGGUCCCCCAAUGUAUCCGAGGCGUUAAGUCAGCGUCAGCAUGGCGAAUCGUCAGCAUUUAAAAGUGUCAUGGCUAACGGUCCAGAAUCAGACCUCCAUGUAGCGCGGCGAGGCUAUGACGCUCGCCCUCCUCCUAUAAACACAGCUUACAGUGGACCAAAUACCAAUCAGUUCUCACCCAAGACCCCCACCCCAGGGUAUCUGCCGACAGAACUGUCCCCACCCCCAGGAAACAGCUCACCUCAGUCACCUCUGACCCCUGUAACUCCCAGAAUUCCAAUUAGCAACAGUGAUUCAGCAUUUUCAGAAAAUGAUAUUACAAGGGAACUGAAUCGACAGAAGGUGGAGUAUGAGCGAAGGAAGAAGACCGCCGAGCAACUGCGGAUACAGCAAGAGGAAGAGGAGAAAGAGCAGAGGCGGAAGGCGGCACAGCGGAUUCAGGAAGAGCAGAAAGCCAUGCUGGAGAGGCAGUGGCAGGAAUCACAGGCUAACGAUGCUGCCCGUGCAGAAGAAAGCCGGGGACUGGACAAGAAACAGGAAGAGCCCAGGCCUGAGGUCCCGCGAGCUGACCCCGAGGCCAAUCGAGGGGAAGAUGAGGCCCGAAGAUCUGUGCAAAACAAUUACAAGGCUUUCCAAAGCCGACACCCGGCGGAUUUCAACAGCCCCACCCCCUACGGUUACAAACCCCAGUAUAACCACGGACCUAAGUCCCCUUACUCCCCAGUCUCCCCUGGAUCUCCCCCAGGCUACUCCCACGGACAAACGGUUCGUUCUCCGAGGGGGAGUGAAUAUCACAGCCCUCAGGCUCUAUCUCCUCACGGGGUAUCCCCCUCAGGAAUGUCCCCAAACAGACCCACGUAUGCCCCCAGGGCCAAUGGGACCCCGCCGCGGACUCUAGCUCUUGACUCUCAGCAUUAUUCUGGAUAUGUGCAAGACGCUAGCAUGGGAUAUGGCAGCUCCUCCUAUCACUCCCCUCCCAACGUUCCUUCGCAUUCCGCAAAGACGUCUAUGCCUCACUAUGCUGCUCCCUUGCAGCGGAACAGCAGAAAUGCUGCAAUGGAUACCUAUAGCAUGAAUUAUAGAAACCCGACUCAAACUCCUGCUACUACUACUACUACCAACAGUACAAACAAAGAGGAGCAGAAGCCAUCGAAUGUUCCGUUACGGCGACAGGGUUCAGACUCGCGGCAGUCGAACCCUGCGUCGAAUCCUCCUCCUCCGUCGUCUGGCAAGUCAGUGGGGGCCAAAACAGGGGCCCCUGGCUCCACGUCGCGAAUCAAAACACCCACUAGCAGAGGCAUUCCCGUGUUGCAGCACAAACUGGGCAGCUCUGUGAAUGGUGGGAACAGUCCAGGGAUUUCCCCGAGUCCCAGCCCGAGGUCUUCCCUGGGAUCAACAGGAACAAACAGCCCGAGUUCUUCCACCUCGUCGCUGCACAAGGUUGGAGAGAAGGGGACAGCCGUCACACGGAGAACCAAACCAUCGGCGACCACACCCACCUCCGGGCGGGCCGCGGGGGGAGGAGACAGGGGGAACGUCCCUCCUCCCACACCAGUCAGAACCAGUUCAAGCAGGCCAUCAACGGGCUCCUCACAUGAUGAUAAUAAGCAGAGUCGAUCUGGCCGCUCCACUCCAGCAGACGAUAAGAGACAGGGACAGAAGAACGCUGUUAACAGUCUGAUAGCCAAAAGAGAUGACAAGAAGAACCCUCCUCAUCCACCCCACAGAACCAACUAUGGUGCAGGGGGAGCUCGCCGAUCAGCCGGGUCAGGAAGUGCAAUGAGAGUUAUAGACAGUUACAAGGAUGCUGAAACUAAUUCUUUCACACUACGCCGACAAGAGGAACGAAUGAAGGAGGAAGCCGAACAGUUGAAUCGACUCCGAAUGACAAUAGAGAAGAGAUUAAAGGUGACAUUACCGGACAAUUUGCCGGAAUCUCUACGGGACGGAGUGUUGCUGUGUCAGUUCGCUAACAACAUACGACCGCGCUCUGUGCUCAGCAUCCAUGUCCCCUCCCCUGCCGUGCCAAAACUUACAAUGGCUAAAUGCCGGAAAAAUGUAGAAAAUUUCCUAGAUGCUUGUCGGAAAAUUGGAGUAGGGAAGGAGCAGAUUUGUAGUUCGCAAGACAUUCUGGAUGAGAAUGGGAUUAUCCGUGUAUCUAUAACAGUAGCAGCCUUAGUUGCCGUGUCAACCAAUCCCAAGUCGUCAGCUGUAUAGUCAGAAUCCCAAGAUCCCAAAACUUACAAAAAAUUUCUCGUCGAAGUUAGCUCUCACGUUUCUUGCCUGUAACCAAUGGAGGACAGGGUCAGUGUUGCUAGCUUCCGUACCAAGAUGAAUUUUCUUCAGGAAUCAAAUACCGAAAGGAAUUUUCAUCAAAGGAUCCAUAAUCUCUCGGUAAUGCUUACGUAGGCAAGAUCUGAUAUCACCAUUGUCAUCAUACCCAAAGAAAUGGAACAUAUCUAGAGAAGAAACUCUCAAAAUUGAACAUUUCCUCUACGGAGCAACCAAGUUGUGUCCAGGUUAUUAAAAGUAUUGCUGUUUGCAUAAUUUCAGAUUUAAAAAAAAAAGAAUAUUUUCCCCUUGGAAGUUGAAGGAAAAUGUUUUUGGGUCAGGUAUAUAUUUGUUUCUAUUUAUAUCCGGGAUUUCUGUAGUCAGUGCGUACCAGGGUUACAGACUGUGAUAAUACUCAAGUUCACUGUAUCAAAAUGUGUAUCACUAGUGUACUUAAUUACUGUAGAUGUAGGUCAAGGUCAAGUGCAUCCUUCAAGAUGAUUUAGUACCUAUUAUAGACUUGGUGGGUAUUUAUGUAUAUAUACAUGUACAUAUAUAUAGAAACUGAUAUCAAAGAGCUAUUUGUUCAAACUCAUAUUGCCUGCAAAUUAGUAAUUGGGGGAAAAAGCUAGAUGAAAGACAAACAUACAAGACUGAUUUAAAGAUUUUACAUGCAGUAGUUCCAUGAUUUUACAUGAAGUAUGCUGAGGUGCUAUAUCUUAUAUUUUGAUAUAAUAAGUCACAUGUCAUUUCUGUCAUUGCUUCGUCUUUUUUAAUGCUCAUUUCAUGAAUGGUUCUGUAUUAAACUGGACCAGUUUACUAAAAAAGCACCAAGCUCUGCCUUAUCUCAAACUAGAAUAUUGAUGAUGAUUAGAAUACUAAGAUAUACAAGGAUAUGUACACUAGCUUUGCUUUUGCAGAUGUAUAUGUAUAUGUCUUCAAUUUCCAUUUGUAUUCUUCCAAGUGUUGUAAAUGCCUCAACACUAGUGCUAUGUUUUUUAACGUAUACUUUUUUUUUUUGGUAAAUUGCAACUGGAGGACACACAAAAAAAAACCUCAUUGUAUAAAAUUUGAAAAAUGCAACUACCAAAUCAAAUAACUUUAAUCUUUCACCUGUUAUUGUAUUUACUCACAUGUUGCUUCGGCUUCACGAAUUCAUGAAGGAGAGGUUGAACUGAGCAUUAAUGUUUUAGAUCAGUUGUGAAAUUUUGACCAUGGUUUUUAUCCUGUGCCAUAUCUUGACUUGAAGGCGGUAGCUGACCAGUCCAAAAUAUCCUCCUUGUAACACUUACAGUGGUUACUCUGUAGUCCCAACAUCUAUACACUGUCCUGGUUAUACACAUUUGAAAUUGAUCUGUUAAGGGAGAUAACUCAUUUUUUCCAAAUUCAAAGAGUGAUAAUGUAAUGAAAAUUGUCAACCUGCAUGUUUUUGAUGCAUUUCAAAAACUGUUCACAUUUAUUUUUGAAAAAAAUCACUGAUUACAUUAAGCAUUAAGCAGAUAUCAAUAUAAUUUUAUAGAGAUGAUGAAAAAAAAAUUGUACCAUAUAUAGAAAAAAUAAAAAAUAUCUACUCUAAGUAUUCUUUGUGCUCACAGAAUAGGUCUCAAAUUUUUUUUUUAAAAACACCUUUUACAAGUUGUAUUAUUGAAGCAACUAUUUCUUUAGGACAUAAAUCUUUGUAUUUAAGAAAAAGUAUUAGGAUUCAAGGGUUUUGUUGACUAUAUAUAGAAUUUUUUAUCAUCAGCAUUCAGUAUCAUUUUAUACAUGUACAGAAAAAAAUGACUGCCAAGUUAAAACAGUUGUUUUAAUUUUAUCAGUUGAUGUGCAAUAACUUUGUGUUUGUAUGUGAUAUGAUGAUCAUGAUAGUUAUAUAAAGCAAUUGUUUUCUCUUCUCAUGCUUGAUACUGCAAGUAAGUAUGCAUGUAAGUGUACUAUAUAUACCGGAAAUACUAAUACAUGUACAGUAAUAAUACUGGAAAUUUGUCUCCAUCUCUAUAUAAUUUCAAUUUCUUUAUUGCAAAAGACAUACGUCUUAUAGCGUCUCAACGUCUUAUACAAAAAUCCAUCUCUGAUGUGGAGUUUUCCCCUCACAAAGCCCCUCCCCCUCCCCUUAUUCAUAUUUGUCAUGUUAUGAACUAGUCUUUGUGAUGUAAAAUUUCUGUCCAUUUGUACUAAAAACUAUGCAGUGUUUCUCUAUUUUUCACAAUUAGUGUAAAAUUUGUGUGGGUAAGAUUGUAAAUAUCCAUGAUGAGAUUAUGAAUGUGUAACACCAUUAAAACUAGAAACCAUUGUAAUUCUAAUUUGAUAGAAAAAUUCUUGUUAUGUACUCCCAAUAUUUAUGCUGGCUUUUAUUACACAAAUUGUUUGAUUUUUUUUUCUUUGUUAUAUUGGCUUUUAUAUAUUAAGCAGAGUAUUGGUCACUAUUUGGAAUAACUCAUUACAUUUAUACCUUAAAUGAUAAUAUGCCAGAACUUCGCAAAUACUUGUUUUAGUUGUUGCUUUUGUAUCUUUCUGGGAUUUCAAAUAGUCUUUGUUUUCAUGUUUACUGUUUCCAAAAUUAUCAACAAGUCGAAGAUGAAAUUUUUUUUCAUUCAUAUAUCUUACUUCUUUGUGGUUCUUCCUUUUUGUAAUCAAGACUAAAAUCAAACAACUAUUUAUUAAUUUAUUAUUAAAAAAGAAAACCAAACAAAUUAUGUAAUAAAUGUGCUUUGCUAUAUUUAAGUUACUCUUUUAUAGUUUAGUUGUCAGAUUUGAAAUUGCCUCUGGAUGCAUUGUAACAGAGGCAAAGAAUAUGGAAUCUAAACCAGUUACAUGUAUUGCAAAUAUUUCAUUGCGUUUUGCGACCAUUAAUUUGCUUUUUACUGUUCAAAACCAUGUAAUUUAAAAAUUGCAUAGAGUUUAGGUCAAGAAAAGAACAGUUUUAAAAAUAAAAAAAUACACUAAUUAGAAAUGUU
Molecule: messenger RNA, 6242 nt
Organism: Magallana angulata
Lineage: Eukaryota; Metazoa; Mollusca; Bivalvia; Ostreida; Ostreidae
Product: leucine-rich repeat and calponin homology domain-containing protein 2-like
Exons: 20
Coding region: 94-3234 (1046 amino acids)
Molecular function (GO): protein binding
Source: RefSeq, a predicted model, not a curated record